GGGGGGGAUAUCAGAUGGAACGCGCGUUCCAUGAGUGUAGAAGGUUGGUAGACGGUCAUAAGAAGGGACGGAAAAUUAUAUGACAGUGCAAAUUGUCACGAAGCUAUUUCUGGUUGGAUAUUCGAGAUCGAAAGCACAUCAUGUCGAGUACAUCGACGUAGAAAACAUCGACGUGUUUUCAAUUUCAUGACAAUGUUCCACCAAAAAUCGAUUCUUUUCAUACUUUAUAUAAACUAGAGAACCUCCUCCCCUCAGUGAAGUUUUUUCUUCUUCUUCUUUUCCUCAAUCACUGCUCAAUAUUCAUUGAAGCCUGAUUACAUCAAGUUCAAACCCAAGAUUUAAAAUAUUCUCCGCUUGGCGAAAACCAACAAGCUAACGGAAUACAAUUAUCUUUCCGAAUCUCUACUUUCAAACUCUCGUUUUUCUUGACGGCGAAUUAUUUGCAGUCAAAUAUCUUAUAUUCGAUAUGUCGAAAUCCCCGGCAUUGUCUUCUCCACAGAAGACUCCAUCCCCCAAGGUGCAAGACCCAUCGAAAGGGUCUUCGCAUGACUCCAUCUGUUGUAAACAAAGACAGAGGCAAGAUAGCGGCCCGAAAAUGGGGUCGCGCACAAGUCGGGACCUCUCAGACCAUCCCGUGGACUUCCCAGUCGGGCUAUCGCCGCUCAACUCCUCACCUCCGAGACCCAGGAGUGCACCAGGAGAUUUGUCUGCUGUCAGAUACAAUCUCUUUAACAUCACCGCCAUUCCCCUCCAUAAAUCAGCCUCCCACCGACCUACACGAGGCGCGCCCUCUUGCUGUGUCCAUUUGCACAGCGAAGCUCAGCGUGGGCAGUGUCAGGGCCAGGCACAGGUAUUGCGGCCGGAAGCAAAGGGUAUCGCCGAGGUGGUGAAGGGAGACCCGGACCUCGAUAGGGACAAGGUAGACACCGAAUGGCUCGAGACUGACGAGGAAGACGAGGGAGACGACGGGUGGUCUAUCAUAAUAGACGAAACCUCAGAGACGGCCGAGAUCAAUAGGGCUCUAGAGGAGCCGACUAUAAGAGACAUCAAAAGUAAACCGGUCAACGAUGCUGUUGUUGAGCGGCGCAAGCCCCAUCUAAGGGUACAUCCACUAUUCGCAGCCCGUUACGGAAACGACCCGAACUGGGACUCGAUGGUCGAGUUGGGGUAUGAGUCUUGAUGACUGGGCUUAUUACUAAGUGCCCAAGUCCCUGACGUAGAUACAGACGCGAUAUUCAUUCGCAAACAACGCGUUUGUCGGCUGUCGAUUAACAACUGGUACUAUCACUACUCCUCUUGUGACGGGGGAUAAUUGGAAGAUG
Molecule: messenger RNA, 1322 nt
Organism: Annulohypoxylon truncatum
Lineage: Eukaryota; Fungi; Ascomycota; Sordariomycetes; Xylariales; Hypoxylaceae
Exons: 2
Coding region: 467-1180 (237 amino acids)
Source: RefSeq, a predicted model, not a curated record